AUGGUCCGGCAUCUUUUAUCCGUGAGUAUUCUACACAGGGAUCCAUCUGCUAUCCUCAUCAGCAAUCACUUUCCAGACCAUUCUGUACAAGACAUAAUGGGACGGUCGACGGACGACGGUUGCAGCUCGGCCUGUCCAACCUGCUGUCAUGACCGUUCUAAGCAACCAUGUGGAUCCCAUGCUCCUUCUCAACUUCUCCUUAACACCGAGUCGAUACGAAUAAGCGAGGCUUACCCAGAUGCGCGCUGCACAUCUCUUUCCGAAUCCUUGACGUUGGAGAAUGACGUUUAUGAAAGUGACAGCGAAGAGGAUUCGGAGAAACCUCGUCGUAAGCCGUACACAGCCGAACCGUCAUCGUCAUCAAACGAAAGCAGCAGCUCAUCUGACGAUAGUUCAAAAGACAGCACCUACUCUCACAUCCACUGGGUUACCUCUAGUGGAAAAUCGAGUGGCCCGAUCAACGUCAGUGAUGCUGAAUGUGCUGCGCUUCACGAGCUGCAGGAUCUGGAGAGCUUUUUCGGAAUCAGAAACACUCCAAUCGAUAACAAGGCCACUUCUGAA
Ostertagia ostertagi is the source of this 561-nucleotide messenger RNA. NCBI's taxonomy places the organism in Eukaryota, Metazoa, Nematoda, Chromadorea, Rhabditida, Trichostrongylidae. The record is from the annotation of a GenBank genome assembly.